CCCGGCCCCCUCCCUGCCAGCUCCUGGAGGCGGGGACGCGGCGGUGGCGUCGGCUUCUCUGGUCGACUCUUUCUCACUCACUGGGGAGCCUGGCGGUGGCGGCACCUUCGGAGGCAGAGCUGCAGAACCUCGAGCCCGUGGGCCAGCUAGUGGGAGGUCGUACAGACUCACGGCAGAACCGACCGACGGAGAGCGGGGCAGCCAGACGGCCGAGUCGCUUCAAGUUCCGCCAUGAGCUGGGGCACGGAGCUGUGGGAUCAGUUCGACAGCUUAGACAAGCAUACACAAUGGGGAAUUGACUUCUUGGAACGAUAUGCCAAAUUUGUUAAAGAGAGGAUAGAAAUUGAACAGAACUAUGCGAAACAAUUGAGAAAUUUGGUUAAGAAGUACUGUCCCAAACGUUCCUCCAAGGAUGAAGAGCCAAGGUUUACCUCGUGUGUAGCCUUUUUUAACAUCCUUAACGAGUUAAACGACUAUGCAGGACAGCGAGAAGUAGUAGCAGAAGAAAUGGCGCACAGAGUUUAUGGUGAAUUAAUGAGAUAUGCUCAUGAUCUGAAAACAGAAAGAAAAAUGCAUCUUCAAGAGGGACGAAAAGCUCAGCAGUAUCUCGACAUGUGCUGGAAACAGAUGGAUAAUAGUAAAAGGAAAUUUGAAAGAGAAUGUAGAGAGGCAGAAAAGGCGCAACAGAGUUAUGAAAGAUUGGAUAAUGAUACUAAUGCAACCAAGGCAGAUGUUGAAAAGGCUAAACAGCAGUUGAAUCUGCGUACCCACAUGGCUGAUGAAAAUAAAAAUGAAUAUGCUGCACAAUUACAAAACUUUAAUGGAGAACAACACAAACAUUUCUAUGUAGUGAUUCCUCAGAUAUACAAGCAACUACAAGAAAUGGAUGAACGAAGGACUGUUAAACUCAGUGAGUGUUACAGAGGAUUUGCAGACUCAGAACGCAAAGUUAUUCCUAUCAUUUCAAAAUGUUUGGAAGGAAUGAUUCUUGCAGCAAAAUCAGUUGAUGAAAGAAGAGACUCUCAAAUGGUAGUAGACUCCUUCAAGUCUGGAUUUGAACCUCCAGGAGACUGUCCAUUUGAAGAUUACAGUCAGCAUAUUUAUAGAACCAUUUCUGAUGGGACUAUCAGUGCAUCCAAACAGGAAAGUGGGAAGGUGGAUGCCAAAACCACAGUAGGCAAGGCCAAGGGCAAGUUGUGGCUGUUUGGAAAGAAGCCCAAGCCACAGUCCCCACCCUUAACCCCUACUAGUUUAUUCACAUCCAGUACUCCUAAUGGGUCCCAGUUUCUCACAUUCUCCAUUGAGCCCGUGCAUUAUUGCAUGAAUGAAAUAAAAACAGGGAAGCCCAGAAUUCCUUCUUUCAGAAGUCUCAAAAGAGGGUGGUCGAUGAAGAUGGGCCCAGCACUAGAAGAUUUCAGUCAUCUGCCACCAGAACAGAGACGUAAAAAGCUACAGCAGCGCAUCGAUGAACUUAACAGAGAGCUACAAAAGGAAUCAGACCAAAAAGAGGCACUCAACAAAAUGAAAGAUGUAUAUGAGAAAAAUCCACAAAUGGGGGAUCCAGGGAGUUUGCAGCCUAAAUUAGCAGAGACCAUGAAUAAUAUUGACCGCCUGAGAAUGGAAAUCCACAAGAAUGAGGCAUGGCUCUCUGAAGUUGAAGGCAAAACAGGUGGGAGAGGAGACAGAAGACAUAGCAGUGACAUAAAUCAUCUUGUAACACAGGGACGAGAAAGUCCUGAGGGAAGUUACACUGAUGAUGCAAACCAAGAAGUUCGUGGGCCACCCGAACAGCAUGGUCACCACAAUGAGUUUGAUGAUGAAUUUGAAGAUGAUGAUCCUUUGCCUGCUAUUGGACACUGCAAAGCUAUUUACCCUUUUGAUGGACAUAAUGAAGGUACUCUGGCCAUGAAAGAAGGUGAAGUUCUGUACAUUAUUGAGGAGGACAAAGGUGAUGGAUGGACAAGAGCUCGGAGACAGAACGGCGAAGAAGGCUACGUUCCUACAUCAUACAUAGAUGUAACUCUAGAGAAAAACAGUAAAGGUGCAGUAACUUACAUCUAAACUAACCAGGCAGCUUUGUGAUAUGUAUGACUAGGAAUGAUAACUUAAAAUGAAAACACAUUCAACAGGUGGGAAAACAUAAGAAAACUUACAGGCAUCCAAGAUUUAUUGUUCACUAUGUGAGCUGAAUGUAGGCUCGAUUUUAAAGAUGUGAAUAUUACCACAAGAAACUGUUCUCGUUGACGCUUUACCAUUUGAGUGAUGUUGGUGUGAAGCUUAAUUGGUGCCUUUUGCUUUAUGUCCUGCUUGAGUCUGUGUGAAGGAUUUGUGUUUUUCUGCCUUAUCAAUCAUAGAAUUUGACCUUGGGCAGGAAUCCAUAAAUAAAAGCUCCCCCCAACACACACACACACACACACACAUACACACACUUGGCUUCAGAAAACACAGUGACUGUAGUGAAUUCAAAUAAGUGAAACUGCUUUGAAGCGCUGUGGAAAGCUGACUCCCAAACGAGCAGUUUGGUAUAGGAGUUCGAAUUUAGCUAUAGUCUCUAAGAAGACGAGUAAUAAUAGUUGGUUAAUUGGAUAAAAUAAGAAUAUAACCAUUGUCAUUUUCUUCCUUAUUCUUAACUUUGAUUUUCUAAAAGAAGGGAUAGCUACUUAGCACAAAAUCUACCACAGUAGUAGGUGAAUCAAGAAACCUACAAAAUAACCUGGUCCAGCUCUUAGGUGAAUAAAAUGGCUUUCUUUUGAGACCUGAAAAUAUUUUCAGGCUUACUAGUAAUUUUCAGUAAUGUACAAGCUUCCUUCAAAAUUAAUCUAAUGCUUGUAUUUUUAUUUGGAAAAUGUCUUUGGGGAAGAAAUAUCACUUUAGUGAAUAUCACUUUAGCAUUUAGCAGUUAUAGUAGGAAAAUAGACUUCAAAUGAGCUAAGGUAGAGGGGAAGUCUUGAACAGAGAUGUACUGGCACAUCUUACUUUGAAAAGAAAAAUAGCUUCUUUGACUAACUGGGUUGGAGGAAGAUAUCUGUACCACCAUUUAGAGCAUUUCCUCAUUUUAGCUGAGUCAUCAAUGAUUAGGAUAGAUUCUUUUUUCCAAGUAAGUGAGGAAGCAGCUAUGAAACUGGUCAUUAAUUUUGCUCAUGUUCUGAAUUUUUCUGGUGUUUUCAGUAGCUGACUAUAAAAUGAGCUUAGGGACAUUUGGGAUGGACACUUUAAACUGAACACCCCUUUUGGUCUUACCAAAGGUCUUCAGUAAUUGUUCUUUUCUUUUUCCUCCUGGACUGCAGGUUCCUGAAGAGGGUUUCUGAGGAAAUGGGCAAGAUGUUGAAGGAGGUUACAUGCAGCUGCUUUUGGGGGGGAGGGUGUUAGAGUUGUCAGGCUCAAAGAGAGAGUGAGAGAAGCAAGUUGCAUGAGUGCAUGCAGACAUCCUUAUUUUUUACUAACUUCAUUAGCAUUUCCAUACAUUGUUUUUAAAAAAUCAUUGUGAGUCCCUAAAUUCCUCAUUCACAAUUAUUCACAUGAGGGGGGGGGAGCAACAAUGGCUAACAUUUUUCCAUUUAUUUUACUGAUGUCCAUAUCAGAGAGAAUGCAGAGCUGUCAUUAAAUUUGUCUUACAUUUGGCUGUCCCACCAGGACCAUCUCUGUCCCAGCUCUGUUUUAAUUGGCUUUUAGAUCUGUUGUCUGUUAGAGCCCUCGCCAUUCGUCAGUGUCUGCCUGCGCCAAUUCUGUGUUUGCUUAACAUCCUGUUGCAUGUCUAGAGUGAUUGGGCUAGAUUUUUCAGGCAUGUUGUUAUAAGCCCUUGUUCUUGUCAAAGCUUUAGUUUUGUCUUACAUUUGUAGUGCAAAUCACUUUGUCAAACAUCUCCAGCACUAAUGUUUCCAUCCUAGUGUUUGUGUAUGCUGCUAUAACUUCUCCACUGCAAAACAUUCCAGUUUUGGCAUUACGAAGAAGUAGUUUGUGAACCUGAAGUAUUUAUGAUAAGAAAAAGAAAACAUCUCUGCUCUAGCCUACAGCCCAGUUGAAAGAACUCUUUGAAGCGUGAUACAUCUUCAGCACCUCAGUCUGGGAAGAAUCUAUAGUCAGCCCUGAAAUCCUGGCAUAAUAAACACAGAAGAUAACUCACCACCUCAAGACAAAGGACUGUUGUCAGAAGUCAGCUGCCUCCAUUCAAAUGCUGCCUUAAACUAGAGUGCCUAAAUCUGUUGAUUGCCAACACUACCACUACAGUAUCCCACAAAGGGCUUGGUGUCAGCUCAGUGUGACCUCUUUUAACUCUGCGGGGCUGCUGCAGCUGCCGACGUAGCCUCGGUACGUGGCUUUUAGAGCUCUACCACGUUCAGUGGUGCGUCUUCACAUUUACGCAUCAAACUAGAGACCUGUUCGAGUCCAUUUGACUGUACUCAGUGUUUUUAUGAGAUGUUUUAUAGACACCCCCAUGGUCUUUUAAUUUGGGGUUACCAUGUUCUCAUUUGAUUAUUACAGUGAUUGUCUGUUUCCAAGUGAUGAUUUUGUUUGAACCAGAUAAAAGUUAGUGAAACUUCGUAAUGAUUUAUGUGCACUUUUACUUGUAAAAUGGAAAUUUCUGUAUGUUUAUACUUGUAAAUAUAGUUGUUGUUAGUGCCCUAUUGCUCCUGUUGUCCUGCCUCGCAUUUGUGCUUCUGUUAAUGACGUGUACCUUAACUGAUUCCUUAGUGGUGUUUAAUAGGGAAAUGAGUGGGGGCGGGGGGUUAUUUCUAACAAUGGAAGCUUCAUUAAUUUCGUUCUUUACUAUUUUGAGGGAAGAAAGAGAAUGUGAAAUGGUCUGUGUAUUGUUGGAUUUUAAGCAAUAUUUUAGAAGCUGUGUGACUGCUUUAAUAACUUUUGCCCAGUGUUAUUUGAAUCGUACUACCAGUUAUACUAAAGCUAAAUGACAGUUGUGUGAAAGUUAAUGCCUUCGUGAGAUCGAGUAUGCCCUUGUACACAGCUGACAUGUAGUGUGUUACUUUUGAGGCUAGUAAACUAUAAAGUUUAGAUUUUGAAUCUUGUUACAGGGUUAUUUAUAUAAUGUGACAUUAUUCAAUACUGACAGACUACAUAAAGUAGUUUUAAAUCCUAGUGCUAUUUGUAUUUUAAAGGUUAGCAAUGAGGAGGAAAUGUGAUCUGGCUGUGUUUGUCUUCUGUACAAAGCCUGAAGUGCUUGUGUUUUUUUGGCUAGCAGCCACAGAGGGCAAAGUUUAAGGUUUUCUUGUAAGGACUAACUGUUCUUUUCAAGCUACUGUUUGUUUUUCUAAAAGCAGGAUUUGCUUCCGUAGGAGGCAAGUUCCUUCAUGUGGAAUAGUGCAACCUGUAUCUGGGUUAUUACAAUAGGAAGGACAUUUGUACUUGCACAGUUUAAAUCAUUCUUAUAUCAUUCUUAAAUUUUAAACAUGUGAAUUGUCAAAAAAAAACUUCAGUUUGUUUUUUUUUUCAGUAAUUUCUACUCUUUGUGCACAUGUUGAUUUCUUGAUGGUAAAUGCCUUGUUUAAGAUAGUGUUCUCUGGUGAGAAUAUUUUCAUGGAAUAAAACAAUCUUUUCAUGGUCAGUUAAGGUAUAUAGUGUGUUAUCUCUUAUUGCUAUGUAAACUAAAAGUUUUGUUCCUGAAUGUGCUAAAUUCCAGAUAAUAUAAAGUAGAUGGCAAGUUACAUAAUUGGAAGCAUCUGUUUUGAGCAAUCUUUUUUGAAAACCAGUUCUGGAAAUUUUAUUCUAGUUUUUUGUUGCAUUCAAGCUUCCCUAAAGAAAAAAAGUUAGUAUUUCUUUACCCUAAAUAUAAGUUGAGUGUAAUAAUUUGGAUUUUAGGAUUUUAAAACCUUUGUUCUACAGUAGCUGCAUUCCACAGACUUCCCUUGUGCACUACCUGGUCCUCUGUGUCCAUAAAAACUCCCCUGUACCACGUAGCUUGAUCUAGCCACACACUGGUCGGCACUUCCUGUGCUUCCACCUGAAUUUCUAAUCAGUUAGAGGGUAUUACCCUUGUCUUCUGUUUGUCAUAAAUAGUAUAUCUGUCAUUUUAGCAAGUCUUAAUUUCAGAAGAUUCACCUUUUUAAAAGGGCUUGUAUAAAACUGUGAGCAGCUACUUGAUCCUGAGCAAUGAGGGACUGUGACUGUUGAGAUGAAAAUUUGGAGAUCCAUGCCAAGCUGCAUGUGGGGACACACACAAAACAGCAAGAAAACAGUGUCAACAAACUGAAGGGCUUUUACUAUCUGAACUGAGAUCGGGGAAGUCAGAUCCUACUUGUUGAGGAAAGAUAACAUCCUCACAAUAAUAUUAACGAAAGCAAAAAUAUCUUUGGGCUUGUUGGAAAGGAUAGAUUUUCUUUGAAGAAGAUAUUAGUUUAGGUGAAAAAUGAUAAACACCAAACCUAUUUCAGUAAGGUCAUACACCUGAAAUCAAAUAUAUUCCUAGGUAUAAUCACUGUUAGUAACCUAAGAAACUAUAACAAGUAUAAGACAUGCCAAAA
Messenger RNA from Phyllostomus discolor (pale spear-nosed bat), 6476 nucleotides. RefSeq names its product formin binding protein 1 like (gene FNBP1L). Lineage: Eukaryota; Metazoa; Chordata; Mammalia; Chiroptera; Phyllostomidae. Gene Ontology annotation, biological process: signal transduction. The coding region runs from base 232 to 2061 and encodes 609 amino acids. Gene Ontology annotation, molecular function: protein binding. The record is from RefSeq and is a predicted model, not a curated record. The transcript has 16 exons.